Messenger RNA from Leucoraja erinaceus (little skate), 2515 nucleotides. It is a transcript of the gene lmnb1, whose product is annotated as lamin B1. The record is from RefSeq and is a predicted model, not a curated record. The transcript has 12 exons. Lineage: Eukaryota; Metazoa; Chordata; Chondrichthyes; Rajiformes; Rajidae. The coding region runs from base 158 to 1903 and encodes 581 amino acids.
AUUCAGUCUCGCGGUACAAUUGGGCCCUUUGCGGUCACGUUGUGGAGCUCCAACGCGAAAGCGAGGAGCCAUUUUAAUAGUGGAUUUAUCAGUGGAUGCGGGGACGAGGCGCGGGCACAGACUGGGAGGAAGAAGCAGGAAGAGUUGAGGGAAUUCCAUGGCGAUGGCCACUCCCAAGAGCCAGCAGCGGACGAGCGGCAGGCGAGCGGCCGCCACUCCGCUCAGCCCGACCCGCAUCUCCCGGCUGCAGGAGAAGGAGGAUCUGGGCAACCUGAAUGACCGGCUGGCCGUCUACAUCGACACGGUGCGCUCGCUGGAGACAGAGAAUAGCACCCUGCAGUUGCGGAUCAACGAGAAGGACGAGGUGACCAGCCGGGAGCUGAGCGGUAUCAGGAGCCUGUACGAGAAUGAGUUGGCGGACGCCCGCAAAUCCCUGGACGAGACGGCCAAGGAUCGCGCCCGGCUGCAGAUCGAACUGGGAAAGCUCCGCGGCGACCACGAUAGCCUGUUACAAAAUUAUACCAAGAAAGAAUCUGAUCUACAUGCAUCCCAGAUCCAUGUUAAGGAUCUUGAAAGUGCACUUCAUUCCAAGGAAGCUAGCCUCCAAACUGCAUUGGGUGGGAAAGAGGCCCUUGAAGAAGAAGUUGAAGAUUUGCAGGCACGCCUUUCAAAGCUAGAGGUUUCUUUAGCAGCUGUGAAUAAGAAACUUGAAGAUGAAACACUCUUGCGAGUUGACCUUGAGAACCGCUGUCAGAGCUUUACAGAAGAACUUGAGUUCCGAAAGAGUAUACAUCAGGAGGAGCUCAAAGAAACUAGAAAGAAACACGAGACCCGUCUGGUUGAAGUGGAUUCAGGUCGCUUUGUUGAAUAUGAGCAUAAACUGACCAAAGCUCUUCAGGAAUUAAGAGAACAACAUGAUCAACAAGUGAAAGCCUAUAAAGAGGAACUGGAGAAAAACUUCCAAAACAAACUUGAAAAUUCAAAGCUUGCAUUGGAGAUGAACACCAAGUCGGCUAAGGCAACUGAAGAGGAGCUAAAGGAAAAUUACAUGAGGAUAGAGAACCUCAGUACUCAGUUGUUAAACUUGCAAAAAAAUGCAAAGGUUUGGCAAGAAAGAGCCCAGGAGUUGGAAGCAUCCCUGGAAAAAGAAAAAGAUGGAAAUCGAAGGCUCUUAACAGACAAGGAGAGAGAGAUGGCUGAGAUUAGAGCACAGAUGCAGCACCAGCUAAAUGAAUAUGAAGAUCUGUUGGAUGUCAAAUUAGCUCUGGAUAUGGAAAUCAGUGCAUACAGGAAACUAUUGGAGGGUGAAGAAGAGAGAUUGAAGCUGUCACCAAGUCCAUCUUCACGGGUGACUGUUUCUCGUGCCACAUCAAGCCGCAGUGUCCGCACAGCUCGUGGCAAGAGAAAGCGUGUUGAUGUUGAGGAGUCUGAUGCCAGCAGCAGUCUUAGCAUUUGCCAUCAGGCUUCUGCCACUGGAAAUAUAGUCCUCGACGAACUGGAUGUUGAUGGCAAAUUUAUACGCCUAAAGAACAAUUCUGAGCAGGAUCAACAUAUGGGUGGCUGGGAACUGAUCCGAAAAAUUGGUGAUGGAGUUGUCUCCUACAAGUUUACCACUAAGUAUGUGUUGAAGGCUGGACAAACGACUACUAUCUGGGCUUCUGAUGCUGGUGUAGUGUCUUCUCCUGCCAAUCUGAUCUGGAAGAAUCAAAAAGCUUGGGCCACUGGGGCAGAUGUGAAAGUAGUUCUCAGGAAUUUGCAGGGAGAGGAAGUGGCUGAGAGAAGCACAAUUUUUACCACCACUCUUAUUGAGGAGGAAGAGGAAGAAAUCGAGAUUAAAGAUGAAGACCUUUUCCAUCAACAAGGAGACCCAAGAGCAGCCAACAGAAGCUGUGCCGUAAUGUGAUCAUCUUCCAAGACCACUUCUUCAAAAACAUACUGCCUAUGUUAAACUUUUACUAUUUAGAAAUUGAAAAUAUUUUUGUAUUUCAGUAAUUUGUAUUUUAGAUAUUUUGUUAAUUUCUUUUUGUAUACAUGACGUGGUUCAGGACUUUUUUUAUACUGUUACUGAGAAUUUUUAGAACAUUGCAAGGAUUAGAAUUUAACAAAACCUAAUGUGAAUGACUUUUUAAAACUACAGAAGAUGUUUAUCUGAGCAUGAUUACAGAUCAAACCAAUGAGAUGUAAUUUGUGUAGAUGCAGAAACCAGUCAUUUUGGGCAGCUUGCAAAUGUUACUGAACCUUGACUUAAAACCUGCAGCAGGAAAGGGGCGAAUAGGCAUCUUGGUAAAGACUUAUAAAUUUACAAUAGCACAGCACUGAGCUUAAUCUUAAUGUCUUUUUUUAAUGUUUAAACCACUUUGGCCAAAAUGUAACACAAACUGGGUUGAACAUUUCUUGUUUGGUAGCAUUUCCUUGUAGUGAGGGGAACAUGGUGUGCUUGAAUGCAAUGUUUUAAUGUAGUGGUGACCGGCUUGAGUUUUCAUGGCAAAUAUAAAUAAAACAUUGUUUAAUAAAA